GCUGUGCCCCCUCCGUCGGAGAGGAUAAUUACCCCUUAUUACAUCGUCUUGCUUGGUCUUGCGGUGAAAGUUUACCCAUUGCCCUGGUUCAAGACCAAUCGUGCACAACCAUAUCUCCCCAGAAAAAGAGCCAUCUAUCCCACAGCAGUCGUCACGUUGCAGAUCCCGAAACGACGGGCUCCGGGGGGGGGGGGGACUGCGAGAUGACCGGGGCACUUUCGGCGUACGUCUGGGAGGCCUAAGCAGCAUACUACAUACGGCGUUAUACUUCUCGUCUUGGCUGUGCUUUGAGCGAAUUUUCCGGACUCGUGUUUCGCAACGAUGAGGUCCACAUUACUGCAGUACGAUGCCUGCCACCUUGUCUCUGGGAUUUUUAUCCAGCCUAUCAAUUUCCUAUCGAGGGAAGUGCUCUCUCUGCCUUUUGUGGUUCUUUCCUUCAUGCACUUCUACUUGCAUAGUGGAAAGGGGACAGACUGUCGGACUUAUUUUCCUUCAAGCGCAGGGAGAAGGGUUCCAGACGGAGCAGAUGCUGCCCCGACGCAGUAUCUGUGCUUUUUUUUAGUUUUAUUCUGGUUUUAUCUCUUUUUUUGUUUCUUUUUUCUUUUUUCUUGGAAGGAUGACAUCUCUUCUGGACCCAGCCCUCUGGAUCAAUGUGGAUUGGUGGCAGCCUUGCGUGGUUCCAGACGGCGGGCCGUCAUAGUUUACCAGAGCGUCGGAACAUUCCACACGGCGUCCGUUGAACCAGGCCAUAUCUUCCAGCUUUGCGUGUACUACAUAACAGCAAUAGCCUGAUGCCAGCAACCCUGCUGCGAUUCAUCCAUUAUUGCGAUCCCAACUGCAAAGGGUACGUGUCCAUGGGAAGGGGGGGGGGGGGGGGGGGGGGGGGGGGGGUAGAAGUGGAAUUGUUCUUUACUGAAGGGAU
This is a messenger RNA of Penicilliopsis zonata CBS 506.65, 922 nucleotides long. RefSeq lists its product as hypothetical. The transcript has a single exon. The coding region runs from base 322 to 792 and encodes 156 amino acids. The record is from RefSeq and is a predicted model, not a curated record. Lineage: Eukaryota; Fungi; Ascomycota; Eurotiomycetes; Eurotiales; Aspergillaceae.